This is a messenger RNA of Pelobates cultripes (western spadefoot toad), 10536 nucleotides long. Lineage: Eukaryota; Metazoa; Chordata; Amphibia; Anura; Pelobatidae. The record is from the annotation of a GenBank genome assembly.
ACUGCGCGUGCGCGUCUGGACUCGGCCAUAUUGGUCUCCUUUCUUUUUUUUUUUUUUCCUUUUUUUUUUUUUUCGCCCGUGUGACGCCGGAUUUCGCUCUCUGUGCUGGGAACGUCCGAACCGGGCCACGUACAGAGCCGCUCAUCCUUCUGAACCAGAGCGGGAAGCUCCCAGGGUAAGACUAGCGCUCGCAGCUAUAUCGGCCUCUGCUCCCCCCGGGGCCGCCUGUUAGCAGUGCCGGAGCGGGGCUGCUCGUACUAGGCCUGAAGCGCGGCCCGAGUCCUCGGCUCCUGCGGGCUGCCCGCCUCGGCCCUCACAGCGGCCUCCUCGGAGGGGGAUACCGGCCGGCACCGUGUUACACCGCGGAUGGUGCGGCCGCUCCCUCCCCCACACACCGUGCGGGCGGCUGGGCUCCGGCCUAGCCUCGUGCGCCGCACUCCCUUUGUGUGAGAGAGAGAAUGUGAGUGAGUGAGUGAGUGUCGGAGGGGGUUUGGUUUUUCUUCCCGGCCGGUAUCGCCUGAGCCCCGCUGUACUCCCGGUACCAUGCCUGCCUUCCUCCCGCUGUGAUAGCGGCCCGGGCUGCGGGUAUAGCGGUGAUUCCUCGCUCCAUCUACAAACAGUAACGGAAUUCCCGCCUUGCAGGUUAUCGGCGAUACUGGCCGGGGUGCAGGGAGCGCGGGAAACCGUGUUAGGCCGGUAUUAGGGGGGCUCUGUGGGUCGGUGGGGGCUCUGUCGGUAUUUGGGCUCUGUCGGUCCCUGUCGGUCGGUAUUUGGGGGCCCUGUCGGUCGGUAUUUGGGGGUCUCUGUCAAGGUUUCUGGGGGGCCUGUCGGUCGGUGACGUGCGGGGAAGGGCGAGGUCGGUCGGUAUUGGGGUGGCCUGUCGGUCGGUAAUUUGGGGGCUCUGUCGGUCGGCGACGUGCGGGGAAGGGCGACUUUACCCUGUGUGUCGGUGCCGUGCGGGGAAGGGCGGCUUUGGGGGGGCUCUGGGUCGGUAUUUGGGCUCUGUCGGUCGGUAUUUGGGGGCUCUGUCGGUCGGUGACGCGGGAAGGCGACUUUGGGGCUCUGUGUAGUCGGUGCCGCCGGGGAAGGGCGGCUUUGGGUGGGGGGGGGCUCUGUGGGUCGGUAUUAGGGCACUGUUUACUAUAGUUGCUGAUAAUUUGAGGUCUCACUGUGUUUUGGUCCUAACGGCAAUCACAUGGUAUUCCUUAUGAAAGAUUAUAGUACGGUGUAACCAUGUCAGGUCCGGGCGAUAACUAAUAUACAGCAAAACAUCAACUCGCAUGUCUGCUGCAUGCAUUGCUAAGCCAUCCUUCCCUCCACUCGAUAUUGUCUCAUUCGUUUGUGUGUUAUCUCACAGUAAUGUUUACUGUGUCUGUAUCUAGUAAGGCUAGGGGCAAUGGGGGGUAGGGGGGUUAAAUGCAAAAUAAGAAUAAAUCGCUGUGUAAAAUAGAAAGUGUCCAUUUAUAGCACUUUGCACUCACAAGAACACCUGACUUGUCUUGAUAAUAUUGUUUUUCAGUGUUGCAUCCAAGUGAAUACUGUUAGUGUAAAAAAAAAAAAUUAAUUUGGGGAAAUAUUCUGUAAUUGGAGUAGACAUCAGGGAAACAAUGUGAUCUCUAUACUUAUUGUUCCCACUUUGUCCCUAUCUUUCAUUAUAUACAUAACUUCCUUAUUCCCAGUGUGCUUGUGGUUGCUUUUUGUAAUUCUCAGCUAUUUGAGGGCCAAGAUAAUUCUAUGUGUUCACCCAGAUUUUGGAAAUACUUGAUUAGGUUGAUUUUUUUUUUUGAUUUUUUUUGUGUGCACUUAACUGUUCUAAACCUUGAAGUUAAUAUGCAUAGUAACAUUUAUUAUACUGACUAUAAUAGGCAAAAAGUAUGCAUAUGCAAUAAGUUAACAGUGCUGGGUAUUUUAUAUAGGAUACGUUGGGCCUUCUAUUAGUAUUUUAUCACAAAGAUAGUGGUUAUGUUUAAACUUUUUUGUAUUCCACUUUUUUUUUUUUUGCACGUGUUCUUUUUAGUAUUUACAUUGUAUGCUUGAUGUGUCCUGCUGUAGUAAGAAAGUUUGGUAUCCUCCGUUUGACUACCACAGUACCCCAAUAAAUGCCAUUGCUAGGUUUUCAUAAAGCUAUGGUCAAGUUAGGUAUAUAUCUAUUUGUUUUUGUUUUUUUAGCUGACAGAUUGUGAUAUACAUUUGAUGGAGUAGAUGGCUGUGGAUUAAAAUAUCCUCAAUGCCAAAAUUCUGCCUGAUCAUAGGAAUAAUGAUGGCAGUCACCUAAACAAAGUGAGUGUCUCAUACCCACAAUUUAUUAGUUUUAUUCAAUUUACAUGCAUCCAGCCUCCCUACCUUUGGAACAGCUGGAUUGGAUAAUCUUUUCCUGGAGUCCAGUUGGGCUGCAAGCAUCUUCAAACUCUAUGUGCGCCAUUCAGUGAUGCAGGGGACGGAGUGAAGUCAUAUUCCAGCUCAUGGAAUCACUGCAGAGCAGGAAGAUUACAGCUCCCUUGCUGCCUUUAUUCUUUACAGCUGCCUACCCACCUCUAUUUUCCCUCAGCCAACCGUCCACCUCAAAGGGAAUGGGCUAACAUACCCAGGUGCCCUAGUCAUCAUGGCGACUUGACACUUGGGAUUUGUUGAGGCCUUAUAUUAGUAUUUUACUUUAAAAGUAUUUAUAUUUCAAUUAUUCAAUGAAGACUUUUUAAAAUUAUUCUGCGUAACCAGUAAAAUGUCUGAUAUGACACUUCUUUAAAGGGACACUAUAGUCACCCAGACAACUUCAGCUCAUUGAAGUGGUCACUGAUCCUGGAUGUCAUAACGCUCUGCGUGAGGACAUCCAGCUUCAGAGAAAUUCCUAUAGGAAUGCACUGAAACAGUGCUUUCCUAUGCGGGCACCUAAUGCUCUUGCAUCAAUUGGGUGAGUAAAAAAAGGGGUUUUAACUCUUUACAUCCUGAGGGGAGGGACCAGAGGAUAAAAUAGUGUAAGGAAUACUACUUUGUAUUCCUUACACUAUGGAAUCCCUUUAAUAUAUAGUUGAACCCACAUGUUGGGAAUUAUUGGAUGCUGUGUAAGUUCCUGUGUUGGUCACAAACAUUACUCUCCAUUGGAAACCUCCUAAGUAGUAGUGUAAGAAUUCAAACUUUCAGCAUAAUAAAGAAACAAGGAGUGUUGUCCAUGAUAAAUUGUUCUCUUGCCACACUUACUGCUAAAUUAUGCAAAAUAGGCAGCCAAUGUUUGCUUAUAUUGGAACACCUUUACAUUUGUGGUUCAAGAUUACUGUGGUAAUUAAGUGGCUUCGUUACAGCUCUAGUUUAUGUAGAUUCUUGCACGUGUGCGAUACUACCAUGGCAUGAACUUUCUCUUAAAAUAAGCUGAUGGGCAACAUUGGUACCUUUGCAUGUGUUUGUAUUAGAAAAUAGUGAGCAUGCAUAUGUGUUCUCUACUUCAAAUGAAUGAGAGGUCAGUCACUGCUGUGAGAACCAGCCAGUCCCUCAGUGAUGUAGAGGAAGGAAAAGGCAGCGUAGAUUAAUGCAACACUGAGAUUCAUAGAUACUCUUAACUCUGAUUGUGGCAAACAAUAUACGAGUUGCUUGAACCAUAAAUACUGAGAUAAUCAUAGAAAAGCAAUAAAACGAAAAAUUAAGACUCAAACAAUAGCUAAAAACUCAUGACCAACUAUGAGCCUUCAAAAACAAAUUCCUGACUUUAGCUUAUCCUUAUACCAAUGCAUCUCUAUGGGCAAUAUUUGGUGCCAUGUCAAGUGACCAGCUUCUCUUGAUGUGCCCUCCAAGGUUAUGCUUCCUUAUUCUUGGGUUUAACACUGAAUUGAGUGCAGUGCCAGGGGAUGUCAGGUACUAUAACUAUUUCAACUAGUUCAAGGAGUAUAAAUAUUUUCAAGGAGGUUAAAUGGUUGUAGUGUCUACAGUGUCAAUUUAAACUACUCUCAAUUGCAUCCCUAAUCUUCACACUCAGAACUAGUCAACAGCAUGCACAUGUGUAGCCAAUCAUUCUUGCAAACAUUUCUAUAUACAGCAGUCUCUGCUGUAGGAGAACUCCUACUCUGGUCAAGUAGAUUUUUUUUUUUUGUCUUUCCAACAUUGACACAUUUUCUUAACCAGGUGCCUUUAUUGUAAUGCAAACAAUGCUGAUCGUGAUUGUUUUCAUUGUAAUACAAUUUAAGAUUUAAAAUAUUAUGUAUAUAUGCUUACAGAGAUUUACAUAUGAUGUAACUUUUUACGGCUUUAAUUGGAAGUUUUAAACAUGCAUUUUAAAGUAGUGGUUUUCUUUUUGACAUUUGCUCAAUAGGUAUUAAAAUAAUAAAACAUGUCUAACGGUUAUGAAGAUCACAUGGAUGAUGUGUGCAGGGAUGACAUUGGCAGAACCAACUUGAUUGUGAAUUAUCUUCCUCAAAACAUGACACAGGAUGAGUUACGCAGCCUCUUCAGUAGUAUUGGUGAGGUUGAAUCUGCAAAACUUAUACGUGAUAAAGUUGCAGGUAAGCAGAUAGGUGAGUUGACCUUUUUAUCUUCCAUUUUUUCAUCUUGUGUUUUUAUGUAUUUGCGUUUUGCCUAGUGUGAACUGUAAGCAUUAGCUCUUCAUUGGUGUCUUGUAUUUAUUGAAUAUUUUCUCACGGUUUACUUUGUAAUCUUAUUUACCAUGUGUUCAAUUAAGCUUAUACUUUCAACAUAUUUUGACAAGAAAGAAAAAUGUGAAAGUAAGAACCUAAGGGUUUGUCUUAACCUCUAUAUUGCCUUUGACAAUAUACUACUGAAUAAUCAUGUUUAAUAAUUUGGAAUGUAUUUCAAUAGUGAAGUAAAAUCAAUUGCAUAAGUGUCAGUGUUGGGGGACCUUGCCAUACGCAUGAGCUGAAAUUUAUUUUGCUCUGUUUAAUUUUUUACACAAUGAAUGUGUUUUCCAAACCAUAUGACUAGUUAACAGUGGUAAGCUGUGAAUUUUGGAUGAAGAGUUGCCAGGCAAUCCAAGCCUAUCAUAUCUGCCAGGUUUACCUGGAUAAUGUGUAAGUGAAGUAAAAAUUCUGUUGUAAAUGAUGAUUGAGGAACCCUAUUUUGUGUGCUGGGAGAACUUUUUUCCCCAUAAUGCAUGGUACUUCAUAAUGUUUAUGUGGAAAAAUGUUAGCACUAUAUGCCAAAUUACGGUACUGUUCGAACUUAUAUGGAAAACCAUAUUACUCAAAUGUCAGUUUAUUAAAAAAAUAAAAUAAAAGUUCUAACUUGAUUAUUUCCUUGGUACUCCACAUGCUGACUGAUUUAUGAUGCAGACACAAUGGGGUGUGUGUAAUCAAUUCUUUAGAUCAGUGGUUCCCAAACCUCCCCCCUAAUUACCAGUCCAUGAUUUAGGGAUUACCCAUUUGAGUCAAAGGUGGUGUGUGUUGUUUUUUUUUUUUUUUUUUUGUUUACAGGGAAAAAGACACAACUAGGUAAUCACUGAAUCCUGCACUGGUAGGGUGGGUGUGAGGUCUGGUUUUGGAACCACUGCUUGAUAUGAAUUGACAAAUAUCUGCUCACUGCAUUGAUGGGCCACUAGCAUGCAAUAUGUUUGACUUUUCUGCAUGGAGCAAAUCAUGUUCUUUAUCAAAACUUAAAAUCUCAAGACUUUUUUUUUCAGGUUACUGCAAAUACUUAACCCCCACUCAUAAACGUAUGCUUUCCUUCACAGGACACAGCUUAGGAUAUGGUUUUGUAAACUAUCUAAAUGCAAAAGAUGCUGAAAGAGCAAUAAACACACUAAAUGGACUGAGACUGCAAUCAAAAACUAUAAAGGUAAAUCUCUCUUGUAUAAUGGGUGUGAUACAGCAAUAUUAACUGUAGGCAAGAAAUAUAACUGCAUAGCCCUCUUUACUGAUAUUUUGUAUCAUUAGCUCAUUGUUGUCCUAAGUGUAAUCUAUAUCUAAGAGAUGGGGCGCACAACAAGAACAUGCAUUACAUAAUAGUAAUAAUGCUGACAUCCUAAAAUACAUGGAAAUUAGGACACACACAACUUUCAUGGCUACUGCUAGAUAGACUUGCCUUAAAAUGUCUGGUUAGUGAAACCCUUUGUUCAUAUUGUGCCAAGCCCACCUCCAAAAUGUGUCCUUAUCUAGUUUCUGUGCUAAUGCUGUGUCUUCUACUCCAUAAGAAUGUGGUACAGUUAUUUUGCUGUAGAAAAAAAUGUUGGCAACUGCAAUGGGUGUUUUAAACCUGAGAAAACGGGUUUCAAAUCUAGUCAAAGAAAACAUUGGAACAUGUUUUAUCUAUACUUGGUUUAUUCAAGUCUGGACCUCUUGCUCUUUGAUGUUGUAGGAAUAAAUAAGAUAUAGUCACUACUGUGCAACUUAGUUGUUGGUCUUUUAAAUCACAUGCCAAUCUGUUUACUCAAAGGAAACAUGAUGAAACUGAGAACUUAAGUGAACGUCUGUCUUUAGGUUGUGUUUUUUUUUUUUUCUACUUUCAACCAGCUUGGUGAAUAUAAUUUGCUGUUUAGAAAGGAUUGAUAUCUCUAGGUGAAACUGCUCAAUAUGUGUAAAAUAAAAAUUCAUGAAUGCAUUCCCUUGGGUUUUUACUUAUGUUUUUUUUUGUUUAGGUAUCAUUUGCUCGUCCAAGUUCCGAAAACAUAAAGGAUGCAAACUUGUACAUCAGUGGACUCCCAAGGACAAUGACGCAAAAGGAUGUGGAAGACAUGUUUUCAGGAUUUGGACGUAUUAUCAAUUCACGUGUCCUUGUUGAUCAGGCCACAGGUAGUCAUAAAUAUUCUUCAAAUUGUACUUAAGAUGCAUUUUACAUUUUUUUUUUUUUUUUGUCAAUAUUGUUAUAUUCUCUUACCUUUAAUCCUGUGCCAAUACUGGAAAUAUUUUUUUUAUGCAAUAUCUUCUGUCUAGCUAUUCAGUACGUUCAUAUGUAGCAAACCUGUAUUCAAGAGCCCAUGGUGUUGACUCUAGUGACCUCUGUUUAAUAUUAUCUAGUUCUAGCCUUAGAUGAGGCAAGGGAAAGAUCACUUAAAAAAAAAAAAUUCUGAACUACGACAUAAACACUUGCUUUGAGUUUGCUGGGCUUUAAACAUUGUGACUAUCAGACUUGACUUUCACUGGUUGCCCUGCAUAGUUGUAGCGUGUUGUAUUUUGAAUGUUUAUAGAUUUAUUAAUCUUUAAUACUUUGCCAUUUUUGAAUUUCCUCAACUGAAUUAUUUGUUGAGGAAAAACAGUAUACAGUUGGCUCAUGGAUGUCAUAACUCUUAGUAUUUAUACUUGAGUGUGCAGCUAUUUAUUUUGUUCCCUUUUGUAGGCUUUAUUCCUUGUGCACUGAAUGCUAGAGUUGAAAAACAAAACACACAAUUUGGCAUGAACUAGCCAUGCUGUGACUAUAGCUCCAUAUAUAAUAAUCAUAAUGGUUAUUUAAACUUGUUGCCUUUCUGGUUCACUACAGUUCUGUGUUUUGGUGAGUAAAGUCCUCAAAGUUUAAAGUAAAACACUCUGGAUGUAGCUUUUCCAAGUGUCACAAAUAUAGGUGGUGGUGGUAGUAGCAGUAUGCAUUUAACAAAGUAAGUUUACCUAUAAUUGCAUUGCGAGGAUCUGAAAGUGUUCAAUAAGGUGUUCACGUUGAAAUUGUAUUGUAAUAUUAACUGCUAAUGAUGCAUUGUACAGAGAGCUGGUUAGAAUAGCAGCCAGGUAGAUUUUAGGGGUUUAGGAUAUAUUAACCAAAAUAUUGCCCCUUUCGUUUUCAUAUCACUGUAUGGGGGUGUGUGUUUAUAAAGGAUUGUAAUUUAGUUUAAAAUACUAUAUAAAAAGUUUUUUGUUUUUUUUUGCCUCUCCCAAAGGGUUAUCACGAGGAGUUGCUUUUAUACGGUUUGAUAAGCGAUCUGAAGCAGAAGAGGCUAUAGCAAGUUUCAAUGGCCACAAACCUCCAGGUUCAUCAGAACCCAUCACCGUGAAAUUUGCUGCCAAUCCUAAUCAGAAUAAAAACAUGGCCCUCCUCUCCCAGUUGUGCCACUCUCCUGCUCGGCGUUUUGGUGGCCCAGUUCACCACCAGGCCCAAAGAUUCAGGUGAGUUCAAUCUUGGACCAUAACCAUUUCCCAGUUUAUAUUUCCUUUCAUAAAAGCUCUAAUCAGCACUUGAAAAUCCCUAAGCAACUUUCUCUAAUGUCCAAAAGCUAAUUGUCAGAAGAACUUUUAAACUGGUGGUUUCUUUAAUUCCCUUUGGUUUACACUUAUUUAUGGGCAUGUGCAAUUUGUUAUGUAAUGGUUUGCUUUACCUAUCCUGGUCUGCAAGCUGUAUCUCCAUAAUUCAUAUCUGGUAUCAAGCACUCCUCGACAUGAUGGUACAAAAGUUACAGGGAACUGAAAAUAGAUGUGCAGUCUGUGAAAUUUGUUUACAAAUACCUUUUCUUUGAAACAGGUUUUCCCCAAUGGGAGUUGAUCACAUGAGCAGUAUAUCUGGUGUAAAUGUUGCAAGCAGUGCUUCAUCUGGAUGGUGCAUCUUCAUAUAUAACCUUGGCCAGGAUGCAGAUGAAGGAAUCCUUUGGCAGAUGUUUGGGCCUUUUGGAGCUGUCACUAAUGUGAAGGUUAUCCGUGAUUUUAACACCAACAAGUGCAAAGGUUUUGGUUUUGUGACGAUGACAAACUAUGAAGAAGCUGCCAUGGCCAUUGCAAGUCUUAAUGGCUACCGUCUAGGGGACAAAACCUUACAAGUUUCCUUCAAAACCAGCAAGUCCCACAAAUAACUUGCUCUUAAAAUUUUGUAUGAAAUAGAGAAAUUAAGAUUGACAAAGUUGGGGGAAAACUCUUUAUUUUUUUUUCUCCUUUUUUUUUUUUUUUUGGUUAGUGUAAUACUCAUUUUGCGCCAAUUUUCACAAGUGUGUUUUUUGUCUUAGUCUAAAUGAAAAGUGGAAAAGGAUUUUUUAUACUCUGGGGAUGCAACUUACAUGUUCAAAUGUUUGAGAGAUCCCACCAUGUUAGACCAAUUUUAAGUUCAUUAAGUUAUUUACAUUAAUUAUUUGAAUAAAAUAUGGAUAGAUUGCAUAAAAUACCCUACGGAUGGUGAUAAGUUUAAGCAUGCAUUAAUCUUGAAGACUUUCAAAAAGUUUGCUCUGUGGGUUGUUAUAUAUUCCAGACGCUGGAAUUAACUUUUUUAAUGAAGCUGUAAAGUAUGCAGCUUAACUUUUGUAUUUUUUUUCCCCAUCUCAGACUUUAAAAGCCUGUAGAGUUACAGAGAUUAGUAUUUGUCUGCAGUUUCAAUUGCAUAGUUAACAGCAGACUUGUCAGGCUUCUCAUAGUGGAGAUCUGUAGCAGCAACAGCAUGUGUCUAUUAUAUGUGCAGUCCCAUGUAGGACAUUUGAUUAAUGACUGUGAUAACUUCCAACAUUAUAUAAGUAGCCAUUUUUUGUGAUUAAAAAUGAAAAUGGCGUAAGUGUAUGUAAUAUAUAUAUAUAUUUUUCCCUCUAACUUUGGGAAGUGUAAAUUGGCAUUACGUGAAAUGAGAUCAAGCAUUUUAGAGUUUAUGGGCUCAUGACACCAUACUUUUCUAUCCGGGUCCUAUUGUGACAUCCCAAAUGGUGUGAAUGAUGCUCUUUCUUGCAGGUUGACAAGGAAUGCCAGCUUCCUUCCCAGUCCAGAUUCUCACCUAUUGAGCAGUAUCAAUAUUGCAAUCCAAAAUCAGUUGCCCAAAACCACCUUAUCUGAACAGAUGUAAUAUUGCUGUCAUUUAUUCAGUUUGGUCCUAAAUGGGAAGUCUCUUCCUGUUUAAAAGCCACUUUUCCUGCAAGUUACAUUUUCAAACUUAAAGUUUUAAUAUUUUAUUCCCAUCAAUCCAUAUGAUCGGAAUGGACCAAAGAGUUCCAUGGAAACUCAGACAAUUCCAUAGUUAAAGUAAGGACUCCCAGAAACCUGUUCCAUGUUUCUAUUCUUAACAUAGUUAUUUUUUUCCCUUUUGUCUGUGUACGUGGUGCACUCUGUAGUGGUACAUACACUUACUGAACUAUGUAUUGUUUUUCAAAUAACAUUAAGCAUAGUUUAAAAUGAUAGGGAUUAUAACCUGUAUAAACAUUUGAGCAUUGUGCUUUUUUUCGCAUCCCUUUUUGUGACCUAGGGAUUUAUUUUUACUUUUUUUUGUUUCAUUUAUUUGUUUCUUUUAAGGAACUUUCAACAGUUUUCAAGUUAAAUAUUAACAAAAUAUCUGAUUAUAGUUAAAGUAAAACUAACGGCCCUUACAAGUUUCUACAGAAUGCCUUGAACUUUUCAGUUUUGUUCCUCUUGAUUUCUUUUGCUUUUUUGUGUUUUCAUUUUGUUUAUUUUGCAUUUAAGACCAUUAAAUUUGAUUUUUGUUUUGCUCAACUUUUUGUUUUCGUUUAUUAUUUUGUUCUUUUGUUUUGAUAUCUAUGCCUGCAAACAGAUAUAGCACAUGGGGAUCAUUCAACACUUUAGGUUAACAUUUCUGCUUCAAGUAACUUAGUUCAUCCAUAGGAACUACAGUCCUUUAUUUUAAGCUUCCUAAUUUUAAGCUAGUAACCUAAAACUUCUGUUUUCCUAAAUGUUUCCUGAAAACGUUACAACAGCU